Balaenoptera musculus (blue whale) is the source of this 201-nucleotide messenger RNA. Its product is annotated as shieldin complex subunit 1-like. NCBI's taxonomy places the organism in Eukaryota, Metazoa, Chordata, Mammalia, Artiodactyla, Balaenopteridae. Gene Ontology annotation, cellular component: site of double-strand break. The record is from RefSeq and is a predicted model, not a curated record. The transcript has 2 exons. Gene Ontology annotation, biological process: negative regulation of double-strand break repair via homologous recombination; positive regulation of double-strand break repair via nonhomologous end joining; positive regulation of isotype switching. Bases 1 to 201 code for a protein of 66 amino acids.
AUGGCAACUCAGGAAGCCACUCUAGGAAGCCAGUCAGAGGAGAGCAAUGCUUUGGACUGGCCAUCAGUUUAUGAUGUAAGGAAUUACAUGUUGCAGAGACCCAGCCAGGAGACCAACAGUGAGGCUUUUAGUUCUGAGGAACACCUUCCUAUUCCUUGCUCUUCUGAUGUGGAUCCAGCUGUGUGGCUGACAGGAUUGUGA